This is a messenger RNA of Trachymyrmex cornetzi, 2525 nucleotides long. RefSeq names its product sarcomere length short. Lineage: Eukaryota; Metazoa; Arthropoda; Insecta; Hymenoptera; Formicidae. The record is from RefSeq and is a predicted model, not a curated record. Gene Ontology annotation, molecular function: actin binding. Bases 487 to 2439 code for a protein of 650 amino acids. The transcript has 8 exons.
CCUGUUGCGCGUCCAGGUCUCGAUCUUUCCCGGACUCGCGCAAAAAUUCUCGACCCCGUCGCGACCCCGCAGCAGUCUAUCUAGUUGAACGAGAGAACGAGAGAAAAAGAAACGCGGCAAUCGGUUGCUGUCGCGGUAUCGCACAUCGACGAUUGCUCAUCUUCGAGGAUCCUCCUUCGAGAAGGUGUAGCCGCGAUUGGAAACUCCUGAUCCCAAGACUCGCGAGAAGUGAUCGCACCAGAGAUCUCGCCCACGCGUGAUCCCCACCUAUCGCGGUCCUAUCGGUCCAGGAAUCUGUCAGUGGCGCAUCGUGUACGUCCUCGGGAGGAUCGUUUUUGGAGAACAGCGUGAACGAGUCGGAACCACACGAGCGAGCGUGAUCACAUCGCCGUCCGUUCAUCGAACGAGAUCAACGUAUCGCGACAGCGUUGUUAAGGGUAGGAGUGAGAUCAUCCCCCACUGCAGUGAGAGAGGACGCUGAGCAGGAUGCCCGGCGCCGGUGGUCAGCCACCGCAAAGGACCACUUUUCGACCGCCGUGGGUUAAGGAUGGCCCGAAUCCGUUGCCCAUGCCCACCGCACCCUGGACCCUCAAUUCCCGUAGAGACUCUAAGCCGAAAACUGAGGAAGUUCCGGCCUUCGCCCAAGUCACCUUGAAGAGUGUGCCGAAACCCGCCGAACCGGCAACACCUUCGUCAGACGGAUUACCGCGUAAACAAAGCAAAAUUACGAUAAUACCGAAGCAGCCGAAUGAAAAGAUCAAUGAAAAAAUUCCGAGUGGUCGACCGCUGCCAACGAAGCCGCGCGAGAAUGGACGACAGGAGCCAAAUUCGAGACCGCAACUCGAACGACAGAUCCGUAUCGAGAAAUCUCGAUCACGAGGUGACAUUAUACCACUCUCAAAGAGUGAGAGCACCACAGGUGCACCAACUUUAUCGAAGAGCUCGUCGCGAGCGAACUUUCCACCACCACCACCCCCGCGGCCGCCACCACCACCACCCAGUCGUACGAUUCUCAAGGACUUACCACCUCUCAACGAGGAUCAAAUGCAGAAGUUGGAUAUAUUGAAAUCCAGGCCGAGGAAACGGCCAGAUUGGGCCAGCAUGAUGAAGGAAGUCGAGAGUGGCAAGAGGCUCAAACACGUCAAGUGUAACGACCGGAGUGCGCCUUUGAUCGAAAGGGUGAACAAAGUCACGGCCGAUCCAGCAGGCAAGGCCCACUUCGUAUUCGAAUCAGAAAAGUCGAAUAUGCACAAUCAGCUGCUGAAACAGAUUCAACAGGGCGUGAAACUCAAGACUGUGAAGACGAAUGACCGCUCAAAACCAAUGCUGGAGGGACUAAGAAAAUUCCGACGACAAAUGACCAUUGAGGAGCAAAUUCAAAAGGCUGAAGAGGCGCCCGAAUUAGAAGAAGUUAUUCAAGAUGAAAUGGAUGAUAUUGAUGCUGUUAGAGAUGAUUUGCAAAGCACUAAGCAGAUGCUCGCGAUGGAACUUAGAAAUAAAGAAACCUUAGACCGGGACAAUAAGCGAUUGCAGGCAAGAAUUUUGAAUCUCGAGGCAGAAGUAGAACGUAUGAAGUUACAAAAGAAUACCCAAGAAAACAAACAACAAGAUGAGAAACUCACGGAAUCUUUGAAGCAGGAAGUGCAGCAAGCGAGAAAAGAUGCAGAAAAAGCGGAGAAAGAAUCAGUCAUCGCUGUCGGGGAAAGAGAUAAGGCUAGAAACGAAUUAGAAGAAAUGAGAAGAAUGUAUGCAGCGUUAGAAAAGCGUAUGAAAGCUGGAAUGGCACUGGCUGGUUGUCCAAGCGCGAAGGACGUAGCCAAGAUUGCGUCACAAAAGAGUAUAGACAAACAGGAUGUUCGCAGCGCGAGCGAAGAGGAAGAGGAGAGCACAGAAGAAGAAGAGGAAGAUGAGGAUCCUAAAGUCGGAGCAGAGAGACGUGCGCAAAGAGAGAUCAAGCUUCUCACUUCGAAAAUUAAGAAUUUUAUAGAUAAAGCUGCGAAUGCCAGGAAAGAGAGACACGCGCUAAAGGAGCAGAUCAAACAGCAGCAGAAAUUAUUGAUGGAAGAAAAGAAGAAGUACAAGCAGUUGCAGAAACAAGUGGACAAGAUGGCGAAACUGAUGGGAGAUACCGACGACGAAGAAGAAGAAGUAGAAGAAGAGGAAGAAGAGGAAGAGACGGAGUCCGAGGAAGAGUCAGAGUCUGAAGAAUCAGAGGAAGACGAGUCCGAGUCUGAUGACGAUCAAGCACCUAUCGACAAGCGCAAAAACAAUUUGCAAAAACGUGUAACGAAACACGAGGGACGGCUGGCAGCCUUGAAAAAGGGCAACUACUUGUUGAAAGCGCAGGUAGACAGGAUCAAGGACAAUUUAAUGAAGCAACGAGAAGAUAGCCUCACCCUACAGGAGGAUCUUGAUUCUGUCUUAGCCGAACUAGGUUAGACUAACAAACAGCCUAAGCAAAGAAUAUUUCCAAAGAAUGUAUCGUAUGCAAAUGCACAUAUUGAAAUAUAGACAAUUGUAUGUUA